This is a messenger RNA of Rhododendron vialii, 965 nucleotides long. RefSeq lists its product as uncharacterized. Gene Ontology annotation, molecular function: DNA-binding transcription factor activity. The transcript has 3 exons. The record is from RefSeq and is a predicted model, not a curated record. NCBI's taxonomy places the organism in Eukaryota, Viridiplantae, Streptophyta, Magnoliopsida, Ericales, Ericaceae. Bases 27 to 965 code for a protein of 312 amino acids.
CUCUCUCUCUCUCUCUCUGGAUUUGAAUGGCUACCUCAGUUUCUGUUUGCCCAGACGACGCGGUUGGAGGGUUGGACGAUGAGUACUCGAGGCCUGAAAAUGGGAAACAUAGUGGAAGGAGAAAGCCUAAAUCAAAUGAGAAGAAGAAACAGCCCCAGAGAGGCAUGGGCGUGGCCCAGCUCGAACGGCUGAGAUUGCAAGAGAGGUGGAAGAAGAUAUCGACCCACCACAACCCACUACUACUUCAACCUCACAAUAUCAAUCCCCAUACGAAUAACCACUACUUCGUUCCUGCUUCAUUCCCUGACCCGACGUCGUUUGUUAGCAGCUAUGGCGACGGCGUGGGUGUGAACCAGGGUUUCUUGCUUCCAAAGCUUGGAAAAGACGGGUUCUCUGGACAGGUGGGUCCGGGUCAGCUUCAGGUGGAACCAUAUGGGUUCGGGAACUCUAAUUCGGGUUUUGGGGCUGGAAAUGUGGCUCGUGAGACCUCGAAUGAGCUCUCUUCAAUGCCAAACGUGAAUUGCUACAACGGUCAAUGCGAUCUCUGCCACAAGAAGAAGCGCAUCGUGGAUGGAGAAAACUUAGGUUUCAAUGGAAUGAGGGACAAGUAUGCGGGCUGUAGAUUCCUGGGAUUUAAUCUCGGGAACAAGGAAAAACUGGAUCAGGAAACAGAGGUUUUGGCAGUUCAUAGGAAGGGAAUUAGUUCAGGGGGUGGCCAUGGAAGUGUGUUAAUGGAGUAUGAGUUUUUCCCGGCUGAGAAAAGUGGGUGCAGAGGAGCUACUAGCACUUGUUGCAAGGCUGUGGAAUUCGGGUUAUUAUUACCACCAGAAGAAGAUUCAGUUGCAGUUAGAAGAGGAGUGGAUGGUGGUGAUCAAGGGGAUUCUUUUUUGGCUACAAGAAAUGAUUCUACUGCCCGAUUUGGUGCCUCUAAUUCCGUUGAUUUGUCUCUCAAGCUUUCUUACUAG